AUGGCUACCCCUAGUGUCCUCGCUUUUGACGCUGAGGGUCGAGCCAUUGACUUUGAGGUCUGGGUCGACGACCUGCAGCUGUUCUUACAGUGCGAUAGGGCGGACGGUCUUUCUCUCUUUGACCUCACCUCUGGCGCCUCUCCUGCCCUUGCUGCUGAUGCUGACCCCACUGUUCGCUCUCAGUGGGCCACCCGCGAUGCUGCUGCACGUCUGCUGUGCAUCGCCACCUGCCUACCACUGAGCGCGCGCACUUUAGUCAGGGUGUUCCCUUCCCCCCUGUUGCCCUCUGUCGCCUCUACUGCUGCGGCCGACCUACUUGGUCUUAAGUCGGUCGAUGCGGCGUCUGCCCCUAGCGGGAGACGCCGCUCUGGCAAGGGCAAGGGGGGCAAGGGCGCGGGUGGAGCUAGCGGGGGUGGUGGAGGUGGCGGUGGAGGCGGCGGAGGGAGUGGGGGUGGCGGGGGAGUGGUGCCGGGGGUGGAGGUGGCGGUGGCAGCGGCGGAGGCGGAGGCGGCGGUGGCGGUAGCGGUGGGAGCGGAGGCGGCGGUGGCGGCGGAGGUGGAGGCGGCGCUGGUGGAGGAGGUGGAGCUGGUCGAGGUGGUACUUCUCAGCGGAGCGGCUCCGGCAGUGUGGUCAGCGCCAGCAGUAGCAGCAGAAGCAGCAGCAGCAGCGUUUCUCGGGACAUCCCCCCUCCUCAGCCGCUCCGUGAGUGGUACACGCAGCGUCAGCGUGGUGGGGGUUUUGGCCCGUGCACCUACGUCCUCCGCUCCGGCGACCGCACGGGUGAGCAGUGUGGGGGUGCUCACCCCACCCAGCGCUGCUUGGCCGCCUGACGGACGCUUGGCGUGA
Messenger RNA from Closterium sp. NIES-65, 846 nucleotides. Lineage: Eukaryota; Viridiplantae; Streptophyta; Zygnematophyceae; Desmidiales; Closteriaceae. The record is from the annotation of a GenBank genome assembly.